Lasiosphaeria miniovina is the source of this 2020-nucleotide messenger RNA. RefSeq names its product phosphoglucomutase 2. Gene Ontology annotation, biological process: carbohydrate metabolic process. The record is from RefSeq and is a predicted model, not a curated record. Gene Ontology annotation, molecular function: magnesium ion binding; phosphoglucomutase activity. Lineage: Eukaryota; Fungi; Ascomycota; Sordariomycetes; Sordariales; Lasiosphaeriaceae. Gene Ontology annotation, cellular component: cytosol. The transcript is spliced from 5 exons. The coding region runs from base 163 to 1827 and encodes 554 amino acids.
UUUUUUAACCCCCGCUACCCUCCUCCCCCCUUCCAAAAACACGCACCGAGGCGCCACCCAUUCAUUACCUACCCUUCCUCCUUUUCCAAGUACCAUUUAUUCUUGCGUAGCAUUCAGCUCGCCACAAUCACAAUUGAGACACGUAAAGCACACAGCGACGAGAUGGAUAUCAAGAUGAUCGAGUUCAAGCCGUUUGCUGAUCAGAAGCCUGGCACGUCUGGGCUUCGGAAGAAGGUUACCGUCUUCCAGCAGCCUCACUAUAGCGAGGCCUUUGUCGCCAGCAUCUUGCUCUCCAUUCCUGAGGGCGCCGAAGGAGCUUUCCUCGUCAUCGGCGGCGAUGGACGGUAUUGGAACCCCGAGGUGAUCCAGCUGAUUGCAAAAAUUGGCCCGGCGUACGGUGUCAAGAAGCUCCUAGUCGGCCAGAAUGGCAUACUGUCAACGCCAGCCGCCAGUCACGUCAUCCGCAAGCGCAAUGCCACUGGAGGCAUUCUCCUGACGGCUAGCCACAACCCGGGCGGCCCAAAGAACGACUUUGGCAUUAAGUAUAACCUCGCCAACGGCGGCCCCGCGCCCGAAGCGGUCACAAACAAGAUUUUUGAGACCUCCAAAACUCUCACGUCGUACAAGAUUGCCAGCAUCCCCGAUAUCGACAUAUCGACUGUUGGCACCAGUACAUAUGGAAGCCUCGAGGUGGAGAUCAUCGACAGUACCACCGAUUAUAUCGAAAUGCUAAAAGACAUUUUUGACUUCGAGUUGAUCAAAAAGUUUUUCAUCGCCCACCCCAACUUCAAGGUCCUGUUCGAUGGUCUCUCGGGGGUGACCGGCCCCUACGGAAAGGCGAUAUUCGAACGAGAGCUCGGGUUGGGCCCCGAUUCGACACAGAAUUGCGAGCCAUCUCCGGACUUCAACGGUGGACACCCUGACCCCAAUCUCACUUAUGCACACAGCCUGGUCGAGGUCGUCGAGAACAAGAACAUUCCUUUUGGCGCUGCUUCUGAUGGGGAUGGCGAUCGCAAUAUGAUCUAUGGUGCCGGUGCCUUCGUGUCGCCCGGCGACAGUCUGGCCAUUAUCGCCCACCACGCUCAGCUGAUCCCAUACUUCCAGAGGAACGGGGUUUUUGGACUAGCUCGCAGCAUGCCCACCUCUGGUGCAGUGGACUUGGUUGCCAAAAAACAGGGCUUGAAUUGCUACGAGGUCCCAACUGGGUGGAAGUUCUUCUGUGCGCUGUUUGAUGCCGACAAGCUGUCGAUCUGUGGCGAAGAAUCAUUUGGCACGGGGAGUAACCACAUCAGAGAGAAGGACGGGCUCUGGGCCAUCGUGGCUUGGUUGAACAUCAUUGCGGGCCUGGGUGCUUCUAAGCCAGGCGUAGCACCGAGUAUCAAGCAGAUACAGAAUGACUUCUGGACCGAGUAUGGACGGACAUUCUUCACGCGCUACGAUUACGAGGAUGUUGAUUCGGACGGAGCCAACAGAGUUGUUGGAGUCCUGAACGACUUGGUUUCUGAUCCCACUUUUGUCGGCAGCAAGGUUGGAGACCGGACCGUCACCGCCGCUGGAAACUUUUCCUACACGGAUCUGGAUGGCUCUGUUUCGGCUGGCCAAGGUCUUUACGCUUGUUUCUCGUCCGGCAGCCGGAUCAUCAUUCGUUUGUCCGGCACGGGAUCGUCUGGGGCAACAAUUCGCCUCUAUGUUGAGCAACACAGCACUGACCCGGCCUCAUACGACCUAGAUGCGCAGGACUUCCUCAGACCUGAAAUCAAGAUGGCAACAGAACUGCUGAAGUUCAAGGAGUUUGUGGGCCGGGAUGAGCCUGACGUUAAGACCUGAACUUCCAUAAACGGAACAUACACCAGGAGGGUGGGUGGCGUCCCCAUUAACAAAGAUGACAUUCAAAAUUAUCAUCCCUAGUCCGUAUACGUGCUCGAAACUUUGACAGCGGCUGGAUUGUGGUUGACGGUAUUAAGGACGAGCACUUUUAACCACCCGGUGUGGCUGAAAUAGUGUCGACCUGUAGUACCUA